Camelina sativa (false flax) is the source of this 705-nucleotide messenger RNA. RefSeq lists its product as uncharacterized. Lineage: Eukaryota; Viridiplantae; Streptophyta; Magnoliopsida; Brassicales; Brassicaceae. The record is from RefSeq and is a predicted model, not a curated record.
UGUAGGUUUGCUUGCACAGUCGCGUGUUUACUUAUCAAUCAAUCGCUCAAAGAAGAAAUCGGAAUCACAGAAAUGGCGUCGACGAAGCCAUUGAUCGUCGCAGCGAAGACGCUCCGUAACCGGAUCUAUUUCCGAUCUGGAUCCACAUCAGCUGGUCCAAGCCGGUGGGCGACGGCGGGACACGAAGAGCGACCCAAAGGAUAUUUCAUGAACCGGACUCCGCCGCCUCCAGGACAGUCGCGUAAGUGGGAAGAUUGGGAGCUGCCUUGUUACAUCACAAGCUUCCUCACGAUUGUUAUCCUCGGUGUCGGACUCAAUGCCAAACCGGAUCUUUCAAUCGAGACCUGGGCUCAUCAGAAAGCUCUCGAGCGCCUUGAGAUGGAGAAACUCGCAGCUGCUGGUGAUUCGUCUGAUUAAUCUCUGAUCUUGAGAUAGUUCAUAUGAUUCGAUGGUAUGUGUGUUUGUGUUUUCCGGGGGAGUUGAGGAGAUUUUUAUUUUUACCCGUUUAUGAUGAUGAUCACGGAAUUACUAGUGACCUAGGGUUUCGUUUUGUUUCCCUUCUCCUCUUCCUUUCUUUGUUGUUGUUAGUGUUCAUAAAAUUUGUUCAUGAAAUAAGCCAUCUUUUAACUCUUCUCUUGACGAUGGUUUUGUGUAACUCACCUUAGAUUUUUGAUCAUGUUUCAAAGCAUUUUGCUGUCUCCAAUC